AUGAGCAUGCAUGGUGGUUCUCGAGGACAGAUCCCGAACCAGAAUCCGAAUCAUAACGUGUCGAAUGCCUGGGGUGAAUCGCGCGAUCAGCUCGCUGCCGCCAGCGGCGCUGGCGGACCAGCCCAGGAGCCGCAUGUUCCCGUAAGAGGGUUCAAUGCUGCAGAGGCCAAGGGAGCUCUUAGGAGAGCACCGAAACCCUUCUUCUACAAAACCGGAGGAAAAGACGCGAACAAUCGUCCGAGCGGACCGUGGGGAUCCAAACCCAAUGCUAUGGCAAACGGGAAGGAUUUCUUCCUAGAGCUUCGAAAGCAGGUGACCACUUUGAAACAGGAUGGGAAUAUCGCGGGUGGUUGA
Aspergillus tanneri is the source of this 354-nucleotide messenger RNA. RefSeq lists its product as uncharacterized. The transcript has 3 exons. The record is from RefSeq and is a predicted model, not a curated record. Bases 1 to 354 code for a protein of 117 amino acids. NCBI's taxonomy places the organism in Eukaryota, Fungi, Ascomycota, Eurotiomycetes, Eurotiales, Aspergillaceae.